This is a messenger RNA of Drosophila willistoni, 1136 nucleotides long. Its product is annotated as putative glutathione-specific gamma-glutamylcyclotransferase 2. Bases 72 to 992 code for a protein of 306 amino acids. Gene Ontology annotation, biological process: glutathione catabolic process. The record is from RefSeq and is a predicted model, not a curated record. Gene Ontology annotation, molecular function: glutathione specific gamma-glutamylcyclotransferase activity; gamma-glutamylcyclotransferase activity. Lineage: Eukaryota; Metazoa; Arthropoda; Insecta; Diptera; Drosophilidae. The transcript has a single exon. Gene Ontology annotation, cellular component: cytoplasm.
ACAGUUGUCAAUGGAUAGCGCAGGCCCAAAAAUAAUUAAUUUAUUUUCCAUUAACAAAGCAGCAAGUUAGCAUGUUGCGCCACAUCCAAUCCCUUUCGCUUAAGACCGACGGUCAAUUGCCAGUGGUGUCCCAAGAGAUCUAUCGUCAGUUCUUCAAGGAUCUGGCAACUAAGCCGCAGCUGCUUUCAGGAAGCCAGUCGUCGGAUUUAAAUAGCAAUAGCUUUGAUGUGGAGGUCACUAAUCAGGCGGAGUCAAUUGUCCCAACACCGAAUGAUGUUUGGAUCUUUGGCUAUGGAUCGCUGGUAUGGAAGGCUGAUUUUCCCUAUAUCGAUCGCCGACGUGGCUAUAUAUGCGGGUUUAAGCGUCGAUUCUAUCAGCACAGCAUCGAUCACCGUGGCGUCCCUGAAAGGCCGGGACGUGUGGUAACUCUCCUGCCGGGCGAUGUUACCCAGGAUCGUGUAUAUGGUGUGGCAUAUCGCAUAGCCUCGCUGCAAAAGGGCCAGGUGCUGGAUCAUUUGGACUAUCGCGAAAAAAACGGCUAUGAACGCUGCCAUCUGGAGUUCCACGAAUAUCCCGCGACCAGUGAACCCAUUCAGGUCAUUAUGUACGUAGCCACGCAGGCGAAUGAUUCAUACGCCGGCGACGUUUGGGAAGUUCCUUGCAUAGCAAAACAGAUUUUCUCCGCUGCUGGACCAAGUGGACCCAAUCGCGAAUAUCUAUUUAAUUUGGCUCUGGCCAUGGCUCAACUCUUUCCCGGCGCUGUUGAUGAGCACCUCACCGAGCUGGUCGAGUGUGUAAAACAUCUUAUUGAGAGGGAUGAACCGCAGAUGUUGGAACGUGGCCUAACACGGGAAAUUAUGAAUAUCCUAAAGGAUUGCUGGAAAAAUGAGGAAGCGCUAGUCAAGCGUCUGGAGGCUUUGCGUCAGCGAUGUGAACAGCCCGGUUGGCGAGAAUGGCUUUUGGUUCAGGAAUUGGAGCGUCAGAGUGGCUGACCCGGCUUAGCCAAUUUAUUAUUUGUCCCUUACAUUAAUUUGUAUAUAUGUAUUUGUUUAGCUUAUUCCAUGCUCAUGUAUUAAUUUAUGACAGCCUCCUUUAGUAGGGAAGAUAUGUGUAAAUAAAUCUAGAAACUAAACUGA